Schizophyllum commune H4-8 is the source of this 3172-nucleotide messenger RNA. RefSeq lists its product as uncharacterized. The transcript has a single exon. NCBI's taxonomy places the organism in Eukaryota, Fungi, Basidiomycota, Agaricomycetes, Agaricales, Schizophyllaceae. Bases 11 to 3172 code for a protein of 1053 amino acids. The record is from RefSeq and is a predicted model, not a curated record.
CGGCGCCACGAUGGCCACGGAAACCAUCACUCAAGAGGAAGACGCUCUCGCGCAGAACGCGCCGAGAACCUCCGACACGAUCACCCAGAGGGGUUAUCGAGGACCAGUACCCUUACCCAGCACAACACUGCUUCAGGCCGAAACCUCCCAACAUGGCGGUGUCGGCAUAGCCCCACGCACAGCGGGGUCCUUCGCGUCCGACAUGGAGAGACCCCACGCUCGUAUCAACCGCCUAGCACCUCAGAGCACUGAUCCCUCCGUGAGAUUCAGCAGGGCAGACGACAUGUCCACCCCGGCCCGCAACCCCGAUGCGAUCGGGACCCAAACCCUCACCGCCCGAACGAGUCGUCCAAGAGGUGAACUCGCUGAAGAGGCGUGGAGGGUCCUAAGGGCGCUAGGAGCCGCGUCCAACGAACGAGUGGAAGCCAACCCUGCCGAAUUCUACUUCGAACUGGUCGGGUGGCUACGCGCGGCAGCCACGAGCUUCCUGAGGGGACACGUGUCCUCGUCAUACCUGCCUUUCUUCAAUAACACUCGACUAGUCCGUAGACUCAAUGAAGUAUUGCACGCAACCACCGGAGCGUCCGAUCCCAUGAACUUGCAAGAAUACGAUCUUACGGAAGUAGUACAACGAGCGGAGCAGUCACAUCGCUCACCGAUACAGAUUCUCAGCGAAGCGGGGGUUACCGUCCUAAUCACUAACCAGGAUCCCAUAAGAAUUGGAGAAGUGUCAGCCAGUACUAAUCGCCCCACAGCCCCCCAACAACGAGCAACUCCUGAGCAAGCCGAGAGGGGAGAACGAGGCAGUACUCCAGGGGAAUCAGCGGGAGGAAGGCCCGAUCGCGGUGCGUUACCUACCACCGCCCCCGAACGAUCGUUCAUGAGUCGCAGGGAGAAUGUGAGCCUCGAAGGUCCCCCAAGCGAUCAACUUGGGCACGUACCACGCAGCGAAAGGAGGCAGUCUACGCUCUGGGACCCCGAUCGACUUCGCCCCGAACCCGCUAGACGAAUCCCCAUUCCCCCAAUCGCCAGUACUAACGGAAAUCGACCAUACGGAUUCGUGGCCUUCCCGUCGACUCGAGGACCCUCUAGGCAACCCACUACCUCCACCAUAGCGGAAGUACCAUCGCCGUCCCUCGUACCCACUUCCCCCCUCACUCAAUCCAGCUCACGUAGGGCAACCUCCCCGCCGAUACGGGUAUCCCAACCCACGAACAACCUUCCGGGAAGAAGCGAUGCGCCCAGUAACGAGGGACCGCUGUAUUUCGGAUCCAUUCCCCGCGACCCUUCCCUAGCUAGACAAGCGCCACAAGACGACAAACGAACCGACUCCGUUCACUCCUCCGUUGAGUACUCUCGCGCGAUCCCGGGAUACCUUUCCCCCUCACACGCCCCCUUGCAUGAUCAGGCUGACGACCGAGUAGAAGGAUCCCCAAACCACGCCUACCCACCUGCCACAAGUAACCCAUACAUCGCGCAGGCGCGACGGGACGCAUGGAACGCCGGAAGCGCGAGUCAACAACACGACAUAUUCCACCCAAGGACUACCUACGCAAGAGGGGGAGGCCCGCCGGACGAACCAAGCCACGACGACGAAGACGAAGGCCGUCCGCCAUCCAGAAACCACCCAUGGAGAGGAGGCGCUUCCCGGGACGACCAGCGUGACCCCUACGACAAUCCCUUCCGCGGAGGGGGCCCACCAACAACUGGACCGCCGGGAGGGGGACCACCUUGGGGAGGACCACCAGGGGGACCGCCAGGUGGCGGGUACCCGGGAGGACCACCGGGAGGGCCGCCAGGAGGACCGCCAGGAGGGCCGCCGGGGGGAGGGAUGCCCCACAACUACUGGGAAGCCCCACCACCAUGGUUAUGGCAACUGGCGCAAAUGCUAGGGCAGGGACGGGGACGCGGCGACGACCAGCGACGAGAAGACGAGCGACGACGCCAUGAAGAGCAUCGCGCUCGCGAGGAAGAGCGGCGGCGACGAGAGGAAGAAAAUAGGCGGAGGGAGCGCGAAAAUGAACGCGAACGAAAAGCCCUACAAGACGAACUGACCCGCGAAAAACAAGUAGAGCUCGCCAAGCCCGACAAGUUCUCGGGACGGGACCCCACGCUGUGGAGAGGGUGGGUCGACUCGAUACACCUCCACUUCUACAGCAAACCGCUCACCUAUGGAUCAGACAGGGCGCGAAUCCUUUUCGCAGUCUCCUACCUCACCGACCUCGCAAAGGACCAUUGGCAAAACCUAGAAACCUUCCACCCGGAACACCUCGCGCGAAGCGUAUACGAGGAGUUCAUCCAUGAAUUUGCACGUAUGUUCGACCUCGCCGACCCACAAGCUGACGCAUGCGCAGAAUACGAGACCCUCGCGAUGGAAUCCAAUGCGCGAUUCACAGCAUUCAUUGUGCUUUUCGAAAGCGUCGCACAGCGAACAGGAUACAACGAGGUACAUUGGAUGACCCGUCUCGAACAGAGCAUGCCAGAUCGAAUACUCACCGCCGCGCAGUACGCCCCGUCCCCCCGCAACUUCCGCGAGAUGAAAAACCUAUACACGGUACUCGACAACAAGUACUGGCAAGACCGACAAAAGCGGGAGGCGCUCCAGAAGCGAGCCCAGUAUCUCGCUAAGUCGAUCCCCAAUACAAACGCUAACCGUUUCCUCAGACGGCCGGACACUCGCACCUUUAGCCCCCAACCAGCAAACACAACCCCACCACUACAAACCAACGCCACGCCAGCGCGUAAAACGGAAGGAGCAACCCCACCUGCGGCAACAGCUAGUGGAGGACCAACCAACGUUCGAAACCAGCCAAAUCCCAACGCUCCCCGAAUGACGUAUCGCCAACUCACGGGCCUAAAGCGAGAGGAAAUGGAUCGCCUACGACGCGAGGGGCGCUGCUUCGGGUGCAAACAGACGGGGCACAACUGGGGAGAUCCGGUAUGUACCGUACCCAAGCCGGCGAUGGGGCGGUCCACUUACAUCUUCACAGAUGGACAGCUGGCCGUGGAAUGGGAAGAAGAGAGGACAGCGGGGCAAGCCUUCUCGAACAAGGAGUCCGACCAAGAAGGGGAGGAAGAAGAGUGGUCGGAGGGGGAAGAGCCGCUCGAACAAGGGGAGGACUUCGCCGCGUCGUAUAGCUACUCGGACGAGGAAAAUGCCCGCCGGGUCUAG